Messenger RNA from Rotaria sordida, 396 nucleotides. Lineage: Eukaryota; Metazoa; Rotifera; Eurotatoria; Philodinida; Philodinidae. The record is from the annotation of a GenBank genome assembly.
AUGGCUUUCGUGAAAAAUUCUCAACAACUGCUAAUUGCUCGCUUUCUUCUCGGCAUGAUUCAAUCUGGUUUUUUUACUGGCACUAUCAUUUAUUUCUCUUUGUGGUAUUGCAAAAAAGAGCAAAUUAUGAGAUUUGCUAUUUUGUUUGGAGCAGUCUUUGCUGCCGGUGUUCUAGAUGACAUUCUAGCAUAUGGUAUUAGUCAUAUGGAAGAUAUUGGCGGUCUGAAGAAUUGGCGAUGGUUGUUUUUAUUUGAAGGCUUGCCGAUCAUUCCACUCGGUGUUAUGACCUAUCUUUUUCUUGGCAGUAUACCCGAUACUGUUCAAUGGUUGAAUAAUUGUGAAAAACUGUUAUUAACGAAUCUUCUUCGCGAAGAUGCAGGUGGAAAAUUACAAUAA